Messenger RNA from Amphimedon queenslandica, 1131 nucleotides. Its product is annotated as signal peptide, CUB and EGF-like domain-containing protein 1. The annotation marks the transcript as partial. Gene Ontology annotation, molecular function: calcium ion binding. Lineage: Eukaryota; Metazoa; Porifera; Demospongiae; Haplosclerida; Niphatidae. The record is from RefSeq and is a predicted model, not a curated record. The transcript is spliced from 9 exons.
GUUAUGAUGGGUAUCAGUUUGUUGGAAGUGAAUCCAAAAACUGUACAGAUAUUAAUGAGUGUUUAGUUGAUAAUGGAGGCUGUCAGCAUAUUUGUACAAAUGCUGAUGGAAGUUUUGAGUGUUCAUGCAAUACAGGUUACACUGGAGGUAGAUUUUGUACAGAAUUAGAUGAAUGCGCUUAUGGUGUAUCUAACUGCAACCAGACAUGCUUUAAUACUGUAGGUAGCUACUACUGUGGUUGUGAGUAUGGGUACAGCUUAAGCAAUGACAGUUAUUCUUGUAUAGAUCAUGAUGAAUGUGCUCAGGAAAUUGUUAUAUGUGAUCAUGUUUGCAUCAAUGAUCCUGGUUCAUUUCAUUGUGAAUGUAAUACUGGUUAUGCUUUAGCUGCCAAUAAAAUAUCAUGUAAAAAUAUUGAUGAAUGUCAAACUGAUACUGAUAAUUGUCAACAAGGGUGUACUGAUACAGAUGGUUCUUACACUUGCUAUUGCUAUUCUGGAUAUCAAUUGAAUACCACAACCAAUGCAACUUGUUACGAUAUUGAUGAAUGUAUGGAUGGAACAUCUGACUGUAUUCAUUUGUGUAAUAACACUAUUGGUAGUUAUGUUUGUGGCUGUGGUAUUGGCUAUCAAUUAGACAGUGAUGGAGUAACAUGCAUUGAUAUUAAUGAAUGCGAUUCUAAUAAUACUGAAGAAUGUGAGGACAGGUUAGUCAGGCGGAGUCUGCCCUACCUGACUAAUAGAAGGUGUAGUACAGAAGAUAUUAAUGAGUGUAGCUUGUUCAAUGGUGGUUGUGAUCAUUAUUGUAGUAAUACUAUUGGAUCUUAUGACUGCUCAUGUAAAAAUGGAUAUACUUUAUCUUGCAAUGGACACAAUUGUUCAGAUAUUAAUGAGUGCAAUGAUAAUAAUGGAGGCUGUAAUCAAACCUGUACCAACACUAUGGGUAGUUACUACUGUAGCUGUAAGAUUGGGUAUUAUAAUUUGACAGUUACUGCUGAGAAUUGCUCUGACAUCAAUGAGUGUGAGGAUAAUAAUGGUGGCUGUUCUCAAACUUGCAUUAAUACUCCUGGAAGCUUUAAUUGUGAAUGUUAUGAUGGAUAUGAUUUCAUUAAUGGUAGCACUACUGACUGUACUG